UCCCCCCUGCCGCCCCCCCCGCCCCCCGGUGCCGGCACAAAGCUGGCGGAGCUGGGUCGGGCCGGGCCCGGGGCCGGUGGGGUUGGGGUUGGGGUCGGGGCCGGGAUGAUGCGGACCCAGUGCCUGCUGGGGCUUCGGACCUUCGUGGCCUUCGCCACCAAGCUGUGGAGCUUCCUGUUGUACAUGCUGCGGCGGCAGGUCCGCACCGUGAUCCAGUACCAGACGGUGCGUUACGACGUCCUCCCCCUUUCCCCCGUCUCCCGCAACCGGCUCAACCAGGUCAAAAGGAAGAUCUUGGUGCUGGAUCUGGAUGAGACACUGAUCCACUCGCAGCAUGAUGGGGUGCUGAGGCCCACGGUGCGCCCAGGCACCCCCCCAGACUUCAUCCUCAAGGUCGUCAUAGAUAAACACCCUGUCCGGUUCUUCGUGCACAAGAGGCCGCACGUGGACUUCUUCCUGGAAGUGGUGAGCCAAUGGUACGAGCUGGUGGUGUUCACGGCCAGCAUGGAGAUAUAUGGCUCAGCUGUAGCAGACAAGCUGGACAACAACCGGUGCAUCCUCAAGAGGCGGUACUACCGCCAGCACUGCACAUUGGAGCUGGGCAGCUACAUCAAGGACCUGUCGGUGGUUCACAGCGACCUCUCCAGCAUCGUUAUCCUGGACAACUCGCCUGGUGCCUAUCGCAGCCACCCAGAUAACGCCAUCCCGAUCAAGUCGUGGUUCAGCGACCCUAGCGACACAGCCCUGCUCAACCUGCUGCCCAUGCUGGACGCACUCAGGUUCACAGCUGACGUGCGCUCUGUGCUGAGCCGCAACCUGCACCAGCACCGCCUGUGGUGACGGCCGCCUCCCCCCGCAACCCGCCCGGACCCUGUGCU
Messenger RNA from Alligator sinensis (Chinese alligator), 878 nucleotides. RefSeq names its product CTD nuclear envelope phosphatase 1 (gene CTDNEP1). The coding region runs from base 106 to 840 and encodes 244 amino acids. Gene Ontology annotation, molecular function: protein serine/threonine phosphatase activity. Lineage: Eukaryota; Metazoa; Chordata; Crocodylia; Alligatoridae. The record is from RefSeq and is a predicted model, not a curated record. The transcript is spliced from 8 exons.